Messenger RNA from Alligator sinensis (Chinese alligator), 4869 nucleotides. RefSeq names its product ADAM metallopeptidase domain 19 (gene ADAM19). NCBI's taxonomy places the organism in Eukaryota, Metazoa, Chordata, Crocodylia, Alligatoridae. Bases 309 to 2510 code for a protein of 733 amino acids. The record is from RefSeq and is a predicted model, not a curated record. The transcript has 17 exons. Gene Ontology annotation, biological process: proteolysis. Gene Ontology annotation, molecular function: metalloendopeptidase activity.
GGGGGGUGGGAGGGGGAGGAAGAAUCUGACUGCACCACAAUAAAGGAUUUAGCUCUGGUGGGGGUUGUUCUGCGGUGGAGCCUGGCUUUUCUGUGUUAUCUUCAUGUCAUUAAAUAAAUGGCUUGAAAGAGCACUUAGGAGGAUGACUGGUCCAGCGCUUUCACAGCAGAGUGCGUUUCAUGAGAUAAAGGUCCUCUGAAUGCAUCAUCUCUGGGUGGGUGAGCGCAUGCAUCCAUGUCCAUCACACCUUGAACUCCUGCCCGUCUCUCCAUGAAGCCCCCUCUGUGCAGGGAGGAGCAGCAUAUAACAUGGGUCGGGAUGAGGCUCUGAUUGAUGCCGGGUUGUGUAUGCACUCCUGGCUGCAAAGAGCUAGCGCGCUAAAUGCCUUGGAGCCUGGUGCAAUGCCUAUAGGACGUUUUUCGACUUCCAGAGCAGUCGGUGGAGGCUGGUGCCUGAUAUCCCAGCACAGAAGAGCCGGUGGGGUCGCGAUAUGCCAAGGCUCAAGAGAUCCCUUCUGUUUGUGUCUUUGUUUUGCUAUUGGCAGGCACCUCUUUGCACCAGGCUACACCGAAACCCAUUACACCCCGGCUGGAGUGCCCCAGACCGUCACUUUGAACCGCACGGACCAUUGCUUCUACCACGGCGCCGUCCGAGGCGUGGGACAAUCCAGCGUCGCGCUCAGCACGUGCACGGGGCUGCGAGGUCUGAUCGUCCUCAGCCCCAACCUCAGCUAUGUCAUUGAGCCCGUUCCUGAGAGCCGGGAGCAGCACUGGGUCUACAGAUUGGAGCACCUGAAGGUCCCACCUGGGUCCUGUGGGUACCAGCACGCUGAGCCCACAGACAGACGCCGGCUCCAGGAGUUUGUGAGGCCGCUGAAUGUGACCCUUCACCGGGCCAGGCGGGCGGCUCCGGAGCCUAUGAAGUACGUGGAGCUUCUGCUGGUGGCGGAUUAUGCAGAGUUUCAGAAGUACCACGGGGACUUAAGGAACAGAUUAGUGGAGGUGGCGAAUUAUGUGGAUAAGUUUUACAAGGCCCUAAACAUUCGGGUUGCCCUGGUUGGGCUGGACAUCUGGAACCACCGGGAUCAGUGCGACGUCUCCGAGAACCCCUUCUCCACCCUUUGGUCCUUCCUGGCAUGGAGACACAAGCAGCUGGCACGCAGGAAGCACGACAAUGCCCAUCUCAUCACCGGGGUGCAAUUCCGUGGGACCACGGUUGGCUUGGCCCCGCUGAUGGCCAUGUGCUCGGAUUUCCAGUCGGGAGGAGUGAACAUGGAUCACUCUUCCAGUGCCAUCGGCGUGGCCGCCACCAUUGCCCAUGAGAUGGGGCACAAUUUUGGCAUGAAUCACGACUCGAGUGGCUGCUGCACUGCCCGGUCUGAGGACGGAGGCUGCAUCAUGGGUGCUGCAAUAGGGCACCCGUUCCCCAGGGUGUUCAACAAGUGCAACGAGAAGGAGCUGGAUCGGUACCUGCUUUCAGGCGGGGGGAUGUGUCUCUCCAACAUGCCCGACACCCGUACUCUGGUCGGGGGGAAAAGAUGUGGAAAUGGCUACCUGGAAGAUGGGGAGCAGUGCGACUGCGGAGAGGUGGAGGAGUGCGAUAAUCCUUGCUGCAAUGCGGCCGAUUGCUCUCUGAAGCCUGGCGCCGAGUGCGCCCAUGGGACCUGCUGUCACCAGUGCAAGGUCUGCUUCGAGGGCACCUGUAUGAACACCUCCAUGAUCUUCGAAGCUGAAGGCUGUAGCAAGCAGUGCCAUGGACGGGGCGUUUGCAACAACAACAAGAACUGCCAUUGCGACUCUGGAUGGGCUCCCCCAGAUUGCAGCCGCCCCGGGAAAGGGGGCAGCGACGACAGCGGGCCUCUGCCCCCCAAAAACCUCGUCUCCGUGAUUGUCGGAGUCCUGGUUUUCAUUCUGGUGGUGGUGGUGGUUCUCGUCAUUGUAUUUUGCUGCUAUAAAUGGAAGGAAAAACUCACGGUCCUCAAGCAGGCCAUUGCUCAGUCAAAGAAGCCGCAGUUCAGCGGUGCCUCUGCUCCAGAGCAGGACAGUAGGAAGGGCCACACGAAUCCCGCCUUCAAGCUGAAAACCCCGGAGGAGCAAAGAAAGGCUAUCGGGACACCUGCCAUCCCCCCUGCCCCUCCGGUCUCUCCUCCCGAGCCGGCUCCAGAGCCCAGCAUUCAUUUCCAGCCGCUCCCUGCUUUCCCGCCUGGGCGCAGCAGUGACACCAGGUCUUCCCCGGGUCCAGCACGUGGGGUAGGAAUGAAGAAUGUGCCAAGACAACCUCCUCCAAAAAGACCACCCCCGCCUGCUCCCAAACUCCCAGUCCUGCAGGACACGUCCAGACCCUGCCCGCCGCAGAAGGCCUUGCCAGCGACCCCCGUCCCUGCCGGACACAGAACCGGGCCAGGGGCUAACGCCCCCACGGCUGCAAGGAGCCCAGGCCCACGCUGGCCACCACCAACAGAGAGCCCAGCAGCGCGGGCGGCCGGAGCAGCGCACGACUUGCAGAUGUGACGGCGAGGCUCGAGGCACGGAUCAUCCCGCCGCACGCAGGCUCUUUCCGGAUCUCACGGGGCGUCGGACGGCUUCGCUGCCAGGACGCAGACAUGCAGGUUGCGUGCUGUUCCUUGUCUCCUCUUCCCCAGCCCGACGUGUUUCUGGCCUGACUCUACACCAAAUCCAGGCCUGGUGUGACUGGUCCCUCCCUGGUCUAGGUAGAUGCAACUCCAGUUAAGUCUCCAGGGACUUGCAUCAGUGUAUAUACCGACGCUGAGUGUGGCCCCUGUGCCGUCAGCUUUUCUUCAGCACAGGAGUGACUUUUAAAAUGGCAAUGCUCUAUACGGUUGUGCAAUAUGCAGUGCAGGAUGGGGAGAGAAAGGGCUUCUUAUGUCAGGCAUCCAGAGGUUUCAACCGCUGAAAAUACACCUGGGCUUGGCUGUGGAUCUGAGCUGGCCCAAAAGGACCGGCAGACUCUCUGCAACCAGCACCUCCUUAGCCAGACCCCUGCGACCUUUCUCUCCUCUCCUUCCAUUCGUUUGCAUGACCUGUUCAGUUCGAUUUUUCUGCUCCCGUUCAUGUUCGGGGCCCGGGCUUGUGGCUUUUCCAGCAUCCGCAGUGUUCGGACGCCGACAAGGUACUACCGAUUAAACUCUCAACAAGAUGCAGGGUGAAAGAAGAAAUUCCCGUGGAGGCCAGGUGCUGGUCACCUCCUCUCCACUGUGCACUGGGAAUGCAUUUCUCAUCAGACCAGUAGACUUUGCAUGUGUAGGCUUCUGUGCUGGGCAGUACAGUUCAACACCAGGUACUAAGAAGCAACUUCACUUGAAAGCUGCCGAGUUGGGAGAAAAGCGGCAGUUUUAAUAUCCCAUAUGGUGCUUUCCUUGGACGGCUGACUGAUUCCAGCUUUCUUCUCGCUGGACGUGGUGAAGGCAGUCCUCCAUGUGCACUUUAAGCAGCUGAUGGUUCGAAUCCUACGGACUUGACCUUGUGAAUUGGAUGUUUUUUUAACUGGUUUGGGUUCCCACAUGUUUUAUCUCAGGAUUUUAGACUUCGAGCUAUAUGGUUCCCCCAACAGUUUUGCCUCUUUUCCAAUUCUGGAGGAAUCCGUUCAGAAACCGGACAGAGCUUUACACACAAGAUAGUCAAGGCUGUGCGGUGUGAGACACCUGUUACGUGCUGCUGCUAUUGCAGAAACCAAAACCAGACCCUUCCCUUUCCCAUCCUCCCUCCCCUCACCCUGUUUUGGGGACCGCGUUUCCAUCAGUGCUCCCUGUCCAAAAAUGCCCCGGACCGUUCACAUCAGACUUGGCUGUUUGCAGCAUUGGUACCUCUUCUUCAAGAGUCUGUGAGUAGACAGGGGUAUAUUUGUUCCUCUUUCUCUCCGUUGUUGCCCACUGCAGUGGCUGCUUUGGAGAUUUCCCCCGAUUCCCUAGCUCUGAAACACGGUGAGCCGGUCAAAUUACCUCCCCCCGACAGAGAAAGGCACAGAGGCGAAGUGCAAGAGAACGACUUGCUAAUCUCUCUCCUCGCCUGCCCGUCGCUCUGUGCUCGUUACUGCCUGCCGCUCUCUGUGCUUGGGUGCGCAGCGACACGCACCUCGAUGGAUGGGGGUUUUUGCAGGCACUUUAUUUGUAUAUUUUCCUUGCCAAAGGCAGCGAUGGAAGACUGCUCAGAAGGGAAUUGCACCAGCCGGGAGCUGUUCCUCAGGGGCUCCUUUCCAUGACCGUAGCAGCCACUUUUACUAGCUUCUCACUACUUGACUUGGGUCUUAGUCCCAAUCAGCAUGAGGCCUUUUGCAUACAGCUUGACAUCUUAUUCUGAUCACUCUCACACACACACACACACACACACACACGCACACUUAUGACUUAUUAAUCCCUGAAGCCAGUGACCCACCUAAGUUUACAGCCCCUGGUUCUGAUCCAAUGCCCCCCAAAAUUAAUCAGGAGUUUUUCCUUUGACUGUUGAGGCAUGGACUCAAGCCCUCUACGGAUCCCGCAGGAAACCCAAAGCUCAGAAUACAACCAAAACCAGUCGUUCCUGAAAGCUACGGCUCCUCCCGAAGGUAACACUCGGCAAAUCCUUUUGCAUUGUACACGUGUAUGUGUGGGGCGAGUGGAUGGGGCUGGGGGGGGAUAGAAGGUGAUUUUAGGUACUUAUUGUUAUUAUUUCUUGGGAGAACAUACUCGAAUACGUGUCACUUCCUCUUCUGUCCCUGUAUUAAUGGUUUACAGUAAUGAUCUUGGUGCAUCUAUGCAAAUACUUGAAUAUGCAAUUCCUUGUGCCUUUUGCCUGGUUUAGAUUUAAUAAAUUUAUUGUCGAUUGGCAUCAAAAUGGGGAGCAAGGUCUUUGAUUAACUGAGUCCGCACCCGAG